Molecule: messenger RNA, 849 nt
Organism: Fusarium subglutinans
Lineage: Eukaryota; Fungi; Ascomycota; Sordariomycetes; Hypocreales; Nectriaceae
Exons: 1
Coding region: 1-849 (282 amino acids)
Source: RefSeq, a predicted model, not a curated record
AUGUCGUACUUCAGCUCUCAGUUCUCUUCCUCUCCCGUCCUUACCAUGUCUCCCCAACAUGCCCACCAGUCUAUGGGCAUGGCAAGCUUCGGACACCACACACCACCCCGAUUUGCAGCUAUGCCAAGCCAGUUUGCUCCUCAGCCUGUUCGACCUUCUGCAGCUGGUAGAAAGCGUUCCCGGGACGAGGCCUCUGAAAACCUUGAGCCUGACUUGAAGUCCCUGCCCGUUGAAGAGCCCGAAGAGGAAUGGAUCUACGGCCCGGGCAUGACCCUCAUUAAGAAGAGCACUCGCUAUGUCACAGACGCCAGCAGUCAAUCCGGCACCUGGGUUGAGGAGAAGAAGGCUGCUGAAGAGGCCGCCAUCAAGGAGGCGCGCUCUCUCAUCAGAAAUCCGAAGCUGCAGCGCGUAUCGCCCACUCUAUCCAGCGCACCUGCAGCCAGCACUUCUUCCCUUCAGCCUGAAGUCAAGCCUGCUAUCGAGGGUCCCAUUGUCGAUAACUUCACUCUGCAUCUCGGCAUCGGCUGGCGAAGAAUCAGUGAAGAAGAGCACAUCCAAGCCGCUGCUCGUGGUUGGGCUCGUUACAUAGAGAACCACUUCCCUGUUUCCAAUGCUCGAAUCCUUCUUGAGAGCAACGGUCUCCAGUCGUAUCUGGUGGAGACCAACGAGGGCUUCUUCCUAUUUGCCGAGAAUCUCCGACAAGGCCAACUCGUCAGCCACAAUGCUGAGGGCGCACUCCGAAAUCUUCAAUGCUCUCCUCCUACCUUUGACGGACAGGAGGUUCUUUCAGCAGCCGAAUCACCGCGACCAACCAACGCUGUCCCUGAUAUGGACAUGAGCAUGGACUAG